GCAGCAGAGAACGUGAUGCAGGUGAGCCUCUGCAGGUGUGCGAGAGGGAUGAGGGCGUGGCUUGUAAACUACCUGCAGCAGGUAGUUUCGGGUUUCCGCAGAUCUGCUCCCGCCGCUCGGAGAUGAUUUCUUCUUGACUGAAGCCCAGAGCUUGGCGGGAAUCCUCUCCGGGAUUCUGGAGCUGCGGCUGGAUUUCUCCGGACCGAGCGGAAGUCCGUGGAAGUCACCUGAGUCCACCUGCAGGCCGCCUUGAUGUGAAGUCAGCAUGCCCGGAGAAGAAGAGCCCGCCCUCUCUGACCGCCAUGGAGAGGCUCCUCCCACCAUCCUAACCUCCGACCUCGGCUCUGAGGACAGCAGAAGCGUGGAGAUUCUCCUGGAUCCUUCCCAGCAGCCUCUUGGGUUUGGAGUAAAACAAACCGACAGGAACUACAGCCAGGAUGGAGAUCUUCAAGUGGGCGGACGGUUGGAAAGGAGGUGGAGCCUCUGGCAGGAGUUCAUGAACGAACAGGCCCAACUAGAUGCUUGGCUCAGCUCCACAGAGCAGACCAUCGCUCCUCUAAGCUCCGCCCACUUUACCUACAGCUCCGCCAAAGAGGAACUACAGAAGCUGGAGCGGCUCCGAAGUGAAGCUGGAUCUCGGCUCAUCAAGUUGGACGGUUUGACGCAGACAAACCGAACUUUGACCCGCCUGUUUCAGGGCGCCAUGCAGGCCCGGCUGCUGGCGAUGGCUCGGGAAUGUGGCCAACGAUGGGACGAAGUCAACGCCAAACUAGAGUCCAUUAUAGGAAAACUGCAGCUCUUCAUUGCUGAGUGGGAGGAGUUUGAAGAGCAGAGGGAGGGGCUUUCACUCUGGCUGGCAGAGAUGGAUGUCCGUCUGACAGAGAUAGAUCAGCUGACAGGAAGUACCUGCAGGAAGCUGAAGCGGCUGCAGUCCUUCCAGGAGUGUGUGUGCGAGAACUCGGCUCGCGUCAACGCCCUGCUGCACCGCGGCGAGGCCCUGAUCCAGCGCAGUGACCCCGCCGACGCUCACCUGGUGGAGAGCAGACUGCUGGAGCUGCUGCGCUUCUGCAGCCACGUCUACAACAACAUCGGCCGAACGCACACCCGGCUCCUCAGCAUGAGACUGGUAUUUGAGGACGACUGGAUCCUGCCUCAGGUCUCAGACUCUGGAUGUCCUUCCGAGUCUCUGCUGGAGGAGGACAGAGGUCCCAGGAGACAGAGCCUGAGCAGGCGGGGCUGGAGUGGGACCCCUCAGUCGACAUCGGGCGCUCGCUCUCCCACGACGACGCAGACUCCUCGUAUUUCAGCGCCGGCACAGGUCUUUGUCUCAGAGAGGAUCAGAAACGAUGGAGCUACUUCAGCUCUCUGGACGCCUUCUCUGACACCAGCAACCAGGACGCAGACGUGACCUCAGAGGAGUGUCCGGCCCCCCCCGGUUUCCUGCCGGCCCCCGCCGAGCAGGAAGAGGCUCUGCGCCGCCAGGACCCCUGGACAUCAACUCCCGACAGGAAAGAUCUCCAACCGAUCCGGUUUGGUGACGGGCGGGUGAAGGCGUGGCUACAAGUCCAAAGCUCCGCCCCUUCAGAGACGAGUUCCAAAGCCGUGCAGACCGACGGGGACCAGAAGGAUUCUCAGCUGCAUCAUCACCACCUCAGUGGCCUCCAGCAUCGUCAUGACAACACACAGCAACCACAUGACGACCUCCGCCCUUCAUCGUCACAUGACUCGGAGCUUCAUCAUCUGUCAGGAGAUCAGGAGGAAGACGAAGCGUCCUGUUGGGAGGAAGCUGAGCGUCUCCUUCCUGAACUGGGGUGUUCCUCCAUAGCUCCUGCUGUGAGCUCCCACAGCAGGUCCUCCUCCUCCUCCUCCUCCUCGCGCCUCCUGUGGCUCCUCCUGGCCACGGCGGUGGCUCUGCUGGGCAGCCUGGUUCUGAUCAGCAUGGAGCAGCCGUGCCACCGCAGCAACAGGAUGUCUCAGACCUUCCACUUCACGCUCAGAUACGUCAACGGACCCCCGCCAACCUGAACCGGAACCAGAACCGCAGGAUCCGGUUCACGAAGACAAACUCACACAGUUUUAGAGUCACAUGUUUGCAAAGCACCAGAGCAGCUCUUCUUCUAUGAUUUCAACUCACGUUUUUAUUUUGUAUUUAUACCCAUGAGUUCAUUUUAUGGUAAUUGUAGUGGGAUGUCUAUCUUAAAUAGGUCUAUGAGACGUGUCUAAAAGCAGCUACAAGAGUAAAACUUAAAUAAUUUAGCAAAAAAGGUUAAUUAUCUGGAAUAAGUCUUCAACCAGUUGAUUUAAUCAAGUUUCAGGCCGGUCCGUGCUCCAGAUUAAAAAGAAACCAAAGAAGUUUGACUUCCACAUCUGUGGAAUAAAAAAAAGAAAUGUUUUGUAUUAAAUUAAGUUGAAAGCUUUAUUUCUCUAAAGGUUUUUUCUCGGUCACUGGGAUGCUAAGCUAACAGCUAAUCAGAUGUUCUCCCUUUAAACCAACCUAAAGGUCAGAAAUUUCACUGAUUGUUGUUGUUUUUGCAUUUGUCAGCUGUUUACUUUGUUUCCUGAACCGUGUUGGAUCCGGUUCCACUGUCCUGACACCAGAACCGUCGGGUUGAAAUGAGUCCAAACCUUCCGAUUCUUUCAUACCAACACCUUUCCUCCUCCAUGGAGGCGUUUGGGGAAACGUUGUUUUCUGUCCGCCUGUGGCUUCCUGAUCCACUCGUGUUAUUUGGGAUGUUUUGUUUUCAAAUCCUCAUGAGGAACAUGAGAGGAAUUUAAAAUAGUUCUUUUUUUUUAGGAUAGGGAAGCUUCAUCUAAAGAGAAACUUCUAACAGGAAACGAAAGCUCCAGAUUUCCUGUUGGUGAAUUUGUGUUCUGGUCGAGGGACAGAUGUGUGGUUUGUAAAACCGACGGAACCUUCUAGUAUAACAUGAAGCAGGAUUUGGUUCUGACUUUGUAAGUUUAUUAUUUUGAUUGUUGCUGAAGCCCCUCAGUGUCGUAAAGCUGUAGGAAGUGACUCGAGUCUUCCCUCCUCCAGGAUCAAACAUCUUUGAAGGAUUCCUCAGGAUGUCGGACAGGUUUUUUUUGAGAGAAUUAAAUGCUUAAAGCAUCGCAAACGCCAUCAAAAACAGUUGCCUUUUUUGUACAUUGAUUUCCUUUUUGUAAAAACUACAUUUGAAUACUUUUUUUGCACGUUAAUGGAAAAAAUAAAGUGAACAAGAAAAGUUGCAUUACCUGCAA
Molecule: messenger RNA, 3237 nt
Organism: Oryzias melastigma (Indian medaka)
Lineage: Eukaryota; Metazoa; Chordata; Actinopteri; Beloniformes; Adrianichthyidae
Cellular component (GO): meiotic nuclear membrane microtubule tethering complex; nuclear envelope; membrane
Source: RefSeq, a predicted model, not a curated record